AUGAGCUUCAAGUCGGACGUCGUCUUCGAGGAAAUCAAGGAGAGAAUCCAAGUGGUCAGUGAUUGAUCGAUGCCACGUCAUCAUUCGAUAUUGUUGUUUUACAGGACAAGGAUCUUGUGAAGAAGGUCGGAACCUCGUUCCGCAUGACCAUCGCGGCCGCCGACGGGACCACCAAGGUCUGGACGAUCGACGCGAAGUCGGACACCCCGUACGUCGGAGACGAUGCCACGCGUCCGGUCGAGAUCGAGAUCAGCAUCAAGGACUCGGACUUUAUCAACAUUGCCGCCGGAAAACUGAAGCCAGAUCAGGUGAGCUGGGGUGAGUGAGACUGGAAGAGAGAAGAGCAGAUUUCAGGCGUUCAUGCAAGGGAAGAUGAAGCUGAAGGGGAACAUCGCCAAGGCCAUGAAGCUGCGCACCAUUCUGGACCCCAAGAUGCUCAAGGCCAAGCUCUAA
Messenger RNA from Caenorhabditis sp. 36 PRJEB53466, 453 nucleotides. The record is from the annotation of a GenBank genome assembly. NCBI's taxonomy places the organism in Eukaryota, Metazoa, Nematoda, Chromadorea, Rhabditida, Rhabditidae.